GCUCGCAGUCAUACGAAGUUUGGGUCCGUUGUACCUACACACACCUCAAGCCUCAAGGGCCCUCCUCAAAUUCGGCAAGAUGGGCGCAUACAAGUACGUUAGCGAGCUCUACAAAAAGAAGCAGUCGGAUGUCCUUCGUUUCCUCCUCCGUGUUCGUGCUUGGGAGUACCGUCAGUUGAACGUCAUCCACCGCGCAUCGCGCCCCUCGCGCCCGGACAAGGCCCGCCGCCUUGGCUACAAGGCCAAGCAGGGCUACGUGAUCUACCGUGUCCGUGUCCGUCGCGGCAACCGCAAGAAGCAGGCUCCUAAGGGUGCCACGUACGGCAAGCCCGUACGCCAGGGUGUCAACCACAUCAAGCCUCAGCGCUCUCUCCAGAGCGUCGCUGAGGAGCGCGUAGGCAGGCGCUGCGGCAACCUCCGCGUCUUGAACUCGUACUGGGUUAACCAGGAUGGUGUCUACAAGUACUACGAGGUCAUUCUCGUGGACCCGAGCCACAAGGCUGUUCGUCGGGACCCCAGGAUCAACUGGAUUGUCAACCCCGUCCACAAGCAUCGCGAGCUGCGCGGACUUACCAGCACUGGCAAGCGCAACCGUGGUAUCGGCAAGGGUCACCUCCACAACCACGCGCCCCAGUACUCUACCUGGAAGAAGCACAACACUCUCAGCCUCCGCCGCUACCGGUAGAUGGUGUUACUUCUCCUUGCCUUGUAUUCCCGCCACAUGUUCAUUGCCUCACCCGAUUCAUGUUACCAUGCUCGCUAUGGAGUGUAUGCCCGAACCCGUCACAAAUGCAUCACUUGGCCUCCAGUGGUUCAUGCUCA
This is a messenger RNA of Punctularia strigosozonata HHB-11173 SS5, 822 nucleotides long. RefSeq names its product 60S ribosomal protein L15. The record is from RefSeq and is a predicted model, not a curated record. Gene Ontology annotation, biological process: cytoplasmic translation. Lineage: Eukaryota; Fungi; Basidiomycota; Agaricomycetes; Corticiales; Punctulariaceae. Gene Ontology annotation, cellular component: ribosome; cytosolic large ribosomal subunit. The transcript is spliced from 6 exons. Bases 80 to 685 code for a protein of 201 amino acids. Gene Ontology annotation, molecular function: structural constituent of ribosome; RNA binding.